Rotaria sordida is the source of this 1647-nucleotide messenger RNA. The record is from the annotation of a GenBank genome assembly. NCBI's taxonomy places the organism in Eukaryota, Metazoa, Rotifera, Eurotatoria, Philodinida, Philodinidae.
AUGGCAAAGUCUUCGAAAUUAGAAGAUUACUGGAGACAAAACAAUAUUGAAAGUUUAUUGAAAGAAUUGACACAUACUCUUGCACAACAAAUGCCAUCCGAUCCAGCUGUUGCUAUUGUUCAAUAUCUUCAAAAAAAAUUUCCAAAAUCAUUUAAAACAUCCGUAGACAAUACUAAUAAUAAUAAGAAUGCUGACAUCGUUUCAAAAACUGUAGCAACUAAUUUACAAUCACAAUCAAUCAUUUCACCACGUUCUAAGGUUAAUAUAGAAAAUACAAAUGAGAUAAACAUGCGAGAACGUCGUGCAUCUAAUCAAAGUCAAAUUAAUGGUAUUUUUACAAUACCAACAGUUGGAUCAACUUGCGAUAAUUUACCUAAACACGAUACAACUGAUUCAAAACAAGCACUAGAUAUAAAUUUAACAAAUCUUGUUUCUACUAAUCGUUUAAAUCAACAAGCUGUUAAAUUAGGAAAAGAUAUUCGAUCAUAUCGUGAUAUACUUGAACAAGAACUUAUUAAACCAAUAAAAACAAAAUCAAAUAUAUCAUCAACAACAAAUGCAUCGACCUAUACAAUUUCAGAAGAUUUUCAACGUGAACAACCUUAUGUACCACAAUUCAUUAAAUAUAAACAACGUAUUCAUGAUAAAAAUGAACGUCGUCAACAUCGAGAAAAACUUGCCGAAAUAGCUAGACAAGUACGUGAUAAAGAACAAAUCUUACAAUCAGACGAACUUCAACAACAACAACAACAACAGAAAUCUCAUGAUGAUGAAAGAUUAUUUCAUAAUGUAUCAGAAAAAAGUGGUACUAAACAAAUUCAUAAAUCAUUUGUUAAAUCGAAAGAAGAAGAAAUAUUGAAUGAUGAAAAUAUAUUUCAACCUAGACGAGAAAAAUAUCGAAAUAGAUUGUCAAGAUCACAUUCAGAUGCACCUUAUAAACGUAGACAAUAUAUGGGAGAUUUUAGUUUAUCAAUGAGAAAAGGAAAUACAAGUUCGAUGCCUGUGAUACAGUCCGAUAGUGUAUGUAAAGUAUGUGGAAGUAUAAUUAACAAUGAUGAAAAUCCAUCAAAAGUUUAUUCUCAACAAGUUUCGGCUAUGCAAACAGCACGUUCAUUCGAACGUCAAUCAACAACACGAUCAGUAGAAUCAAGUAUUGGUGUUGUCGAUGAUUGGUUCGAACCAACAUCAGAUGUAUCCACUCCACAACAAGUAUUAUUAUCGACACCGGAUGAUAUAACACCACAAGUAAUUGAUACAAAUCCAUUUCAACAAAGUCGCUUUCAACCAAUUAAUGAUAACAAUACAGAUACUGUAGGACAUCGUCCACCAACAACACCAUUAAUUAAUACUGAUUAUAAAACAAAGACUAAACAAACGAAAACACCGCGAAUGUCGGAAUCUGAUAUUUUUGUAAAAACACUUGAAUCAAACGAUCGUCGUUCACCAUCAUCACGAAGUAUAUCAUCACCAAUAACAAAUAAACAUCAAACUGAUACUGCUGAAGUUACUAAUCAUCAAUUACCUAAGACUAAGACACAUUCAUCAACUUUAGCAACACCGACAACAACAAUCGUUCCAACUACUCAACGACGAAUGUCAGGUUGGGGUGUAUGUGAACAUUCUCCUGAUGAUUCGGAUGAAAACUAA